CAGUCUCCUUCCCCCGCGUGCAGCCCCUGCAUCCCAGAACCGGGCCAUGAAGCGCAGCCGGCAAGUGACAUGCGUGGCGUGGGUCAGCAAAGGCAUCGCCAAGGAGACCCCAGAUAAGGUAGAGCUCGACAAGGACGAGGUGAAGCGGCUCAUUGAUGAAGCGAAGGAGAAAAUAAGAGCCCUGGACAGCGGUGACGACGAUGACGAAGGGGAUGCCGCAGGGGACGAUGCAGGCCCUGCCCCUGUCCGGGCUCAGGCAGGGGAGCCCCCCUCAGAGGGGCACCCAGAGGACGAUGAGCUUGCCGAAUACGAGAUGGACAAAUACGAUGACGAGGAGGAAGCAGGUGCUGAGGCUCUCAGAGAGUCUCUCCUGGGGCUCACAGUCUAUGGGAAUAAUGAUGAAGACCCCUACGUUACCCUUAAAAACACAGAGCAGUAUGAACAUGAGGAUUUCCUGAUUAAGCCUGGUGACAAUCUCAUCGUUUGUGGCCGGGCGGAAGACGACCAGUGCAGCCUGGAGAUCCAUGUUUAUAACCAGGAGGAGGACUCGUUCUACGUGCAUCACGACAUCAUCCUGUGUGCGUACCCGCUCAGCGUGGAGUGGCUGAACUUUGAUCCGAGCCCUGACGAGGCCCCUGGAAACUAUGUGGCCGUGGGCACCAUGUCCCCCGUGAUCGAAGUGUGGGACCUCGAUAUUGUGGACUCUUUAGAGCCAGUGUUCUCCCUUGGGAGCAAAUCUGGGAAGAAGAAGAAGAAGAAAGGGAAAAAGAGCCAAACAGCUGAAGAGACGCCAGAAGGACACACGGAUGCUGUUCUCGAUCUUUCAUGGAAUAAGUUAAUCAGAAACGUGCUGGCCAGUGCGUCUGCCGACGGCACCGUAAUCCUCUGGGACAUGUCUCUGGGGAAGCCCGCGGCCAACCUGACCCUGCACACAGACAAGGUCCAAACGCUGCAGUUCCAUCCGUUUGAGCCACAGACCCUCAUCUCGGGAUCCUACGACAAGUCUGUGGCCUUGUACGACUGCCGGAGUCCCCAGGAGAACCACCGCCUCUGGAAGUUCAGCGGGCAGGUGGAGAGGGUGACGUGGAAUCACUUUUCUCCCUGCAACUUCUUGGCCAGCACGGAGGACGGCUUUGUGUACAACCUGGACGCACGUUCAAAUAAGCCGAUCUUUACUCUCAAGGCACACGAUGAAGAAGUUUCUGGACUUGAGCUGAGCAGUCAGGUGAAGGGCUGCCUCGUGACCACUUCAUCGGACAAGUAUGUCAAGAUUUGGGACAUAUUAGGAGACAAGCCGAGUCUGGUCCACUCCAGAGAAAUGAAAAUGGGCAUCCUGUUCUGUACCUCCUGCUGCCCAGACUUGCCUUUUAUCUAUGCAUUUGGGGGUCAGAGAGAAGGGCUGCGGGUCUGGGACAUCGGCGCCAUCUCUUCAGUGAAUGAAGUUUUUGGCCAUCGAGAGCAGCUGAUCGUCUCCAAUCCUUCCCGCUCGCUGGUCAGCGGCUCGCUCAGCCUCGCGGGGAGGGACAGCGGCGACUCGGAGACGGCCAUGGAAGCUUAAUAAACCCUCGUCAUCUCUC
Molecule: messenger RNA, 1577 nt
Organism: Gracilinanus agilis (Agile Gracile Mouse Opossum)
Lineage: Eukaryota; Metazoa; Chordata; Mammalia; Didelphimorphia; Didelphidae
Gene: PWP1
Product: PWP1 homolog, endonuclein
Exons: 15
Coding region: 47-1558 (503 amino acids)
Biological process (GO): rRNA processing
Cellular component (GO): nucleus
Molecular function (GO): protein binding
Source: RefSeq, a predicted model, not a curated record